GGCACCUGGCGCCGCCCGCCCUCACCAGCCGGAGCCCCCCGACUUCCGCGGCUCCUCCUCCAGACCCGGACCGCGGCAGCUUCGCCGUGCGGCUCAGUAAGAGGUCAGGAAUCUUCACUGCCAUGUCUGCGAAACUAUCUGAAACCCAAAAUAUUUGCAUUCAAAGGCCUUAUCAGAAGACUUUUAUGAAAUCAAAAUUUUGCCUAUGCAUUGAGAGUAUGCCAUCAGAGAUACUACUGAAGAUAUUUUCUUAUUUGGAUGCUGUAUCCCUGUUGUGUAUCGGUUGUGCGAAUAAACGCUUCUAUCAUCUGGCCAAUGACAAUGUGAUCUGGUUCAAAAUUUACUCCAUUUUUUUUCCACCUAAAAGAACAAAUUGGAAAACUAAAUCUGUUGAAAGAACAGCUGUCUUACUAAGCCAUGCUAUGAUUCAGGACAGAGAAUCGGGAUAUUGGAAGAACGAAUAUAUCAUGAAACAAAUAGCAACUGGCAAAACUAGAAUAAUUCAGCUUCUGAAACCUAUAAACCAUUACACUGGCCUUCCACUUAAAACCAAAGAAGCUAUCAAAACAUAUAGUUUGAGUUGGGUGAUUGUACUGAAGGACAGAAAUGGAAAGGAACAUGUAAUGGAGCAGGUGGACAUCUCUUAUAAUGACACAUCUAUUACUGUAUUUUGGUAUGGUACAAACUGGCCAUGUUUAGACACCUUGUCAACACUGGAAUUAUGUGGAGUGACACCAUUGCUUCUUGACCAAUGUAAAGUUCCCACCAAGAAUGGACCUCGGCGACGUUCCUUAAUUGCUGAGUUCAACCUUACUAACCUCACUAAAGUGACAACAAUGAUUGGCUCUGACAGCCUUGUGCAACUUUUCCGUUUGAACCCCGGACUCCUGGUGGGUCUCUGGAAGAAAGGAAAUGGAAUUGCUUUUGUUACGGCGAGUCUUCAUCAUCAUCAACUUAUUGAGAGAAGCACUUUGGGCUCUGCCACUAUACAAUAUAUCCUGCCCCCUCAUAAACCUAUACUGGAUGAUGUUGACCCAGAAUAUGGACUGCAUGGCUACCAACUACAUAUUGAUAUGCACAGCGGAGAACAAACUUACAUGUGUGGUACAUUUCGCAAUCUGUUCUGCAGAAAAGAUUACAUUCGAAAUGGAUACUUGAGGCUUACAGUUAUAAGUUUAAAAAAUAAUUCACAACAUUUACCUCUUGCUGGGAAAGUUGGCUUCUUCUGGAGAACUGAUGUGUUUGAAGGCAAUGUACAGAACUGUUACGUGAUGGAUGUGACCCUCUUGGAUGAAACCGAAAAACCCUUCUGGUGUUUCAGUGCCCCAGUCUACAUGAAACUUUCUUCCAAGGCAUCCUGCCUUUAUGACUAUAUGGGCCACAACUAUGACUUAAACUAUGUGGAUUCAGAGGGUAAAGUCCACGUUGAGCUGGUUUGGAUAGAAGAAACCAAGGAAUACUAUAUAGUCAAUCUGGUUCUUUAUCUAAGCACUGAAAAAGUUAACCGCUGGUUUGGAACAAAAUACUGAUUCUAAUAAUUUGAGCAGUUACUUUCCCUGCUGGUAUUUAGUUGAUUUUUUGGGAGGGGGCGGGUAUUAAGGUUGAAAUGAACCCCACAAUCCAGGUACUACGAGUUGUUUUGUGCUUUAUUUACUGAAAACUCUGAAGUGUAGUCACUUAUUUAUUUUUAUUAUUGUUUUCACUUUUGUUAUUGGGUAGAGAAGUUUAAACAUAAAAAGUAAUAGCUUUCCUGUGAAGCACCAUGAUGUGUGCUAGUCUCUGUUGCAAGUACUGGGCAUGAUAAGGGUAAAAAGAUCAGUGUCACUCAAUGCAAUCUUAUCUGGCAUAGUCAGAUAUGUAAUGCUGCUUCUGAAAUAGCUAUUGUAAAUAUGACUGUGUUCUCUCUCCAUAUUUGUAUGUUCUAUACUGUUUCUAAGAACUUAAAAACCACCUUGAAAAACUCAACUCCAUGAAGUCUGAAGUAACAAAACAGUGCCAGAGUGUUGUUGAGUGAGCCUCUAGAUAAUUGUCCUUUAGAUAAUGAUGAGAAACUAUUGCUAAAUGACCAAACUUAUGCAGAGGAGGUAUUUUUAAUCAUAAUUUAUCAUUUAAAAUUCACUGUGGUAGGGGCUUUAAGAAUUUAGGUUGAAAGGCACAGGGAUGACCAAUGUGGGGAAGAAGGCUUUUGCCAAGGGUAAGACUUCUAUAGACCCUUUUCUUAAAAGUUGACAGUUAAAGCUGCUGUUGGGUCAGAGGGAAAAAUGCAGUUGUUUUAAUUUGGUUGCAUGUAUUGUGGUCCAUGUCUGAAAACAUUGAAGCCUUUAGUUAGGAACUGAAAGUGAUAUGUUGGCCCCUAAAUAAGGGGUCUGAUUUUUUUUCCCCAGAGGAGCUGAGCGUCAUCAGCUCCUAUUGACAUAGUUAAGAUUCAGUUACUUAAGUAGAAAUGAUGGAUACCUAAAAUAUGACUUUUAGUAUCUAUCUGUAGGCACUUGUUUGAAAAUUGUGUUUUAUAUGUUUCAGGCUACUUGGUUGUACCUUUUGGAGUCCAAUCCUGUAUGCUUUACUUGAAAUCCGUUGGGAGUUUUGCCUUAGGGAGAUAUGUGGCACUGGCACAAUUGUGUCUUUUUAGUAAUGUGGAUAACGUUCAUGUGUAGUUUGUUACAAAUAGAUACAUUUUGUGUUGUUUCUAAGUGCUUCCUAUUACAGAUAAGGUUGUCCGACCAUAAUUACUUAUUUGUUGUCUUCUGUGACUUGUUUUUAAAUGUGGCAAAUUGUGAUUUGCUUUAAUAUGUGUUUAUUUGUCUCCUGUCUCUAUAUUAACUUGCAUAUAUGAGCCAAAUAUUUAAACAAUCGCUGAGUUUAAGUAUUUGUCCUUUGUACUACAGAUAUAGUGAUUCUUUUUGUUAAUUUAAUUUUUAAACUUGUUUACUGUUUUCUUUGAAUUCAA
Messenger RNA from Terrapene triunguis (Three-toed box turtle), 2947 nucleotides. It is a transcript of the gene FBXO15, whose product is annotated as F-box protein 15. The coding region runs from base 123 to 1529 and encodes 468 amino acids. NCBI's taxonomy places the organism in Eukaryota, Metazoa, Chordata, Testudines, Emydidae. The record is from RefSeq and is a predicted model, not a curated record. Gene Ontology annotation, molecular function: protein binding. The transcript has 10 exons.